Messenger RNA from Exophiala spinifera, 1959 nucleotides. RefSeq lists its product as uncharacterized. Lineage: Eukaryota; Fungi; Ascomycota; Eurotiomycetes; Chaetothyriales; Herpotrichiellaceae. Bases 1 to 1959 code for a protein of 652 amino acids. The transcript has 5 exons. The record is from RefSeq and is a predicted model, not a curated record.
AUGGCCUCCUCACGCCCAAAUUCAAGUCGCUAUGGCGGAGAGGAUAACAGUACUGACUCUGAGCCUUUUCCUGCAAUGCCCGGAUCGCCCGCCGGACCCAGUUACUCGACUCCUACCACGACCACGACCACCACUACAACCACAACCACCGCCUAUACUUCUCGCGGCAGACCCUACACCAUUACUUCCACCCAGUCCCCGACUCACCAAGGCUCUGCAACGGUCGUCUCUUCAUCCUCCGGUCUUUCGCCCACCCGGGGACCAAGCACGCGAACGACCGUCACCACGCCUCCGCAACGCACCAUCAUGGUGACUUCCUCUCCCCAAUCCGCAUCCCCCCAGAUUCCUCGAAGGCGGCCGAUUGGUAUUAGAAGGCUACCGUCGUCCAGUCUCAUACGGGAGGAGGCUGCAGAAGAAAAUGGCGGUGCAAGUGGAAAUGUCAGCAGAGCCUCGUCCGGACGCGGGCGCAGUAGCUCAGCGCCGCAGCAUCUCGCAGUUCCCCAACAACAAGGCGGGCAUACUUUGACGAGGCAGCCGACGAGGCAGUCUCUGCUGCCGACCGUCGAUGAACACUAUACCGCCAACGCGACGACCGAUCGCGAAACUAUGAAUGAGAUGACCGGCGUUCCAGGUCGCAGGAGGAGUCUCAGCAACACUGCUCGAUCUGUCAUAAGUCGGCUAAGUGAUCAUUCGCGCGAGACUCAGGAGCCAGAGUAUGACUCCGAAGUGGUUGAUUUAUUAGAUGUUAUCGAUCCCGAGGUGUCAACCCUGACAACUCUCACAAACGUCCAGAAUUCCUUGUUCGUGCCAGAUCUUGGUCGGUGGGUGAACCGAAGACCGACCUACACCCUUAGCAGUCGUCGCUCGUCGAUGAGAAGCCGUCCAGCAUCGACGAUAGAAGAACACCUACCCGUUGGCAUGACCCCGAUUGAGAGCCGGAGACCCGAAAUUGAACGAACGCACAGUAUCUCCUCAGUCGUUACCGAUUCUCAUUUUGCGGUCUUGCCUCAUGGAAUAUCGCUUGCAGGAUGGUCCGAGGAAGACAAGGAAGCCUUGGAUGACCAUGUACGACACAUGAUGCACUCGAAACGUUCGAAGUUCAAGCACAGCAUGAUCGCUUUUGGGAAAUAUGUCCGACAACCUCUGGGGUUUUUCGUUACACUCUAUGCGACUUUGAUCACCUUGUUCGGUCUUGCUUGGGUGCUGUUCUUGAUAGGUUGGAUUUCUGUUGGAGACCGACAGUCCUACCUCGUCAAUGUCAUUGAUAAUGUCUUAGUCGCGCUCUUCGCGCUGAUGGGUGAUGGCCUUGCUCCCUUCCGGAUAGUCGACACCUACCACAUGAUUUUUAUUGCCCACUAUCAUCACCUCACAUGGCGCCUUCGGCGCGAGAAGCAGCUGCCGGAGCUUCGGGACCAUAAUGACUUACCGGCACGCAGCGAGAAAGAUAUGGAUCCUGAAUCCGCAACCUCUGGGAAGGCCGAAUUCUCUGUCCUGAACGCAAAACAACAACAGCGCUUGAUCCAUCACCAAGCCAAGUUUUCAAAGUCCCAUUCAUUUUAUAAGCCUCAUGAGACUGCAACCCAUCACGCGUUUCCCUUGCGACUUCUCGUCGCUAUCGUUGUACUGCUCGACUGUCAUUCCCUGUUCCAGAUCGCGCUGGGAACAUGCACCUGGGCUAUUGAUUACCACACCCGACCCCAAGCAUUGACGGCAACCAUUCUUUCGUGUUCCAUCACUGUGAACAUCACGGCGGGUAUACUGAUCAGCAUUGGGGAUCGGAGAACACGAAAGAAGGACGUAGUCACGAAGAUGGAGAGGCAGCAAUUGACAGCUGAAGCCAUCAGAAAGGUUGAGAAUCACAAGAAAGAGAGAAUGGAGAAUCUCCGUGAAGCAGGGUCCCGAGAGAACUUCGAAGUCAUUGACGAGGAGACGGCAGAACAGGUCAGGUCCGCGAGAUAG